CCACACCGUCUCGUUCGGUUCAUCAUCGAAAAGAUCUACACUGCACCAUGUCUCUCAACUUUGACGACAACACGUGGUACCAGGUCAACGUGACAAAGUUCACAGGAUUCUCCCUCCUCGGCACCUCACUAUUUAAAGACGGCCUUACUGGCGCAGUAUUCUAUCAAGAAACCAACACCAGUGCGAGGGGCCAGAGCUGGCAGUUCUACCCGUACAACUCAUCCGUGUACUUGCUGCGGUGUAAAGAUGGUGGCCCGAACGGUUACCUGGCCGCUGCCGCCGGGUCAAGUGACGGUGCACAGGCGUCAAUAACUGGCAAUACGGUGCCCAUUUUAGCGAACUAUAACGUCACGGACGACUCUAUGUUUUGGCAAAUUGAACCAUGGGGGGAUGGGACAUACUAUUUCUCCAACCUCGCCAACGGGACAAACUGGCGGCUGAAUGUCCUGGACACCGCCUUGAUGGCUAUGGAAUCGAAUAUUACUUCGGAGCAGGCAGGCGAGCAUUUCACAUUCCGCAGCUUAAGUACGAUAGGAGAUCAGAGAUAUUCGACUUUCAAUACAUACCCAACCACAAGUCGAACAGCGGGUGCCGUUGCGCCAACAACGACCGCCACAACUGGCACGGCUACUACUAGUACGACAGGUGAUUCUACCACAGCCUCUCCUACGGGGUCAUCAUCCCCUUCAGAGACCCCAUCCGGGGGAGGGCUGUCAACCGGUGCAGCUGCAGGGAUAGGUGUUGGGGUAGGACUCGCCGUCGUGAUUCUGGUGGCUUUGUUGGCAAUAUUCUUCAUCCGAAGGCGGAAGAGUGCCAAAGGAGCGUCAGAACCGGUGCAGGCGAGUCCCUCAGAGGAGGCAAAAUAUCAACCCGCACAUUCUGGUCAUUUCCACGAGAUGGGUCCACCACACACGUACUCGGAAAUGCCGACUUCGGCAACAUCACGACCACAUGAGUUAUGGGCUCAGCCUGUGGAACUUCAGGGCGACCACGGGCGUUAGCAUUCAAUGUUGACCGCCCAUUUACCAUCGAUCAUCAUGUCGACGUCACUUUCGUGUUUGCACGCAAAUCGGCCAGCGCUGGCAGGACGUGGUUCGCUUCAAGGGAAUAAUAUUUGAUUAUUACAAACUAUAAUAAUUAAUUACCACGACGUGUGGUGUGUCCGACCCCCUUAGAAAUUCGCCAGCAUAGCGACCCCUCCGAAGAAUGCGCCCAUAGCCACACCAGCCGUCUGCAAAGGAGCAGCCGCUCCCGUUCGGAAGAUCGAGGUGCGCGCCUGGCUGCUGAUGGAACUGGCCCUCGACGCGGCGGAGCUGGUCAGCCGCCCGAUCUCUGAAGUGAUGCUCGAGCGAUCGGACCCCGUCGCGGUCGCGAGUUCUGAUGUGAGCCUGCUGAUCUCCGAGCUGGCCUCGGAGUAGACCGACGAGAUCCGUGAGCUGGCCUGGGACUCGAUGGAAGAGAUGCUCGAGGAGGCGGACGAGAGCACGGAUGAGAAUAUGCUGGUGGUUUGGGUGGAGAAUCCAGGUUGUCCGAAUGUUGUUGUUGGGUUACCGAACGUCUGUGUCGGCUGGGUGAAUUCUGGUUGUGUUUGUGUUGGAAAAGUCUGUGUCGGGAAGGGCUGGCCUGGCAGCUGUGUCGUCGUUAUAGGGACGCCUGGAAUGCCGCCAUCUCCUACUGUCUGCGUGACGGUUACUGUGCAGUGGCCAUUCUGAUCACACCCGGGCGUGACGGGAUUUGGUACCGGUAUUCCAGGGACGGUGGCUGGUAUACCGACGGUCUGAGUGACAACGACCGUGCAGGUGUUCUUGCCGAACCAGUCCCACCAUGGCUUGCCAUCGCGUGAGCAAUCGCAAUCAUGGAAGCCGUCACCUAGAUUGAAGCCGUCUUUGUCUGGACAUCGACUCCAGAACGUGGCCUCCUGUAGACCGGCAGCGGCAUUCACGUCAUCUUGCGCCUGAGUAGACGCCUGAAAGAGUGGGAACUGUGAGCUAUUGCAAGUGCACGGUGCGAGGGGAGGGCCAAGGAGAGCUUCCACAUACUGAGAAUGCUAG
Messenger RNA from Diaporthe batatas, 2051 nucleotides. RefSeq lists its product as uncharacterized. The transcript is spliced from 2 exons. The record is from RefSeq and is a predicted model, not a curated record. Lineage: Eukaryota; Fungi; Ascomycota; Sordariomycetes; Diaporthales; Diaporthaceae. The coding region runs from base 48 to 1001 and encodes 317 amino acids.